GAAACCCUAAUGGGCAACACUUUAGGAGGGAAAAAGAGUGCAAAAGUGAUGAAGAUAACCGGCGAGACGUUCAAGUUGAAGACUCCCGUCCAAGCCGGGGAGGUGGUGAAGGACUACCCGGGCCACGUCCUGUUAGAAUCAGAGGCAGUUAAGCAUUUUGGUGUUAGGGCAAUGCCAUUAGAGGCUCACCAAGAGCUCAAGCCCAAAAGGCUCUAUUUCUUGGUGGAGCUGCCAAAGUUUCCGGAGGAGAAGGCUCCAAGAAGAGUCCGGUCCGGGAUAAAUAUGAGCGCCAAGGACCGGCUCGAGAGCCUGAUGCUGUCUCGGAGAUCGGCUUCGGACCUCUCGGUCAUGAGACCGAGCGGCAUUGUGGUGGGGGAGUCGAAAGAGAGGGCGACGAGGGUGAAAAUGAGACUGCCGAAGGCGGAGGUGGCUAAGUUAAUGAUGCAGAGCAAAGACGAGGGCGAGGCAGCCGAGAAGAUUAUGGAGCUUUGUGUGGCGAAUAGGAGGGCGGCGGCGGCUGGGGGUGUGAGUGGUGGUGCACCACCCGAUGGUGGUGAGUUGGGCUCGUUGUUGCACCAACAAGUGCGUUGGAAGGCUGGUCAUGGAGGGGUUAGGGAUGGUUUUAAGGCGCGUGAGGUAUGUAAUUCUUUCUUGUGAGACACUCAUCCAAUUUUUGUGCCAUGUCUCGUGAGUUUGACUUUUUUUUUUGAGAAAAUUACAUAUAAAUGGAGUCAAAAUUUCAUAUUUACUUAGAGGCUGAGUCAAAGUUUCAUAUUUCUCUAAAAUGGAUUACUGAGGUGGCACAUAGUUUUUUACUGUUUAGAAAUUGUGGUGCCUAAAAUACCCUUCCGCGAAGGUAUUA
Messenger RNA from Cornus florida, 862 nucleotides. RefSeq lists its product as uncharacterized. The transcript has a single exon. The record is from RefSeq and is a predicted model, not a curated record. Lineage: Eukaryota; Viridiplantae; Streptophyta; Magnoliopsida; Cornales; Cornaceae. The coding region runs from base 10 to 657 and encodes 215 amino acids.